GCGUAUUUGCAUACGAUCAUGUGUUCCUUCAUUCUUCUGAUCGCUCUGUUCACUGUCUUGGGCAGCGGAUCCGAUAUCAGCAAAUUGCCUGUGGGAGUCGCUGAGCAGUCUUAUGACGAGAACAUCGGCAAGGGCUACAAUAUUGAUAUGGAUGGACCACUAGGGAAGACAAAUUGGCCAUACUACGGCAGACCCACGAAUUGCACCUGUUCCGGAGGCUGUCUUACCGGAGGCUGUGAGUGUCCGAACGGGCAGCACCUAUUCGUGCAAUAUUACCCUGUUGCUUGCUAUGCGAUCUGCGCUGAGCUAUGCAACGACGCCUCCGAUUGUCCCUGGGCUCCUGCGGGUGCCCAUGUCGGUAUCAAGUGCGUUCUGGGACGUUGCCUUCUCGACUGUACACCCCAACUCGGAUAUAACUGCGUAAACGAGGACUAUUCCGUUUGUAUGGAGUACCAGAUGGGACCGGCUAAAGGCAUCAUGUGUCAAUGGACCUUUUGAUAACUCAUGAUCGGACUCUCUAUUGCGGAACAUUCACCAUGACUCACUCACCGAUUACUCAGGAUAUGCAGUGAGUAUUUUCUUGAACGCUAACUGAGCGUUAUGAUAGUUUAUUCUUUUCA
Perkinsus marinus ATCC 50983 is the source of this 620-nucleotide messenger RNA. RefSeq lists its product as hypothetical. The transcript is spliced from 5 exons. Lineage: Eukaryota; Perkinsozoa; Perkinsida; Perkinsidae. Bases 19 to 498 code for a protein of 159 amino acids. The record is from RefSeq and is a predicted model, not a curated record.